This is a messenger RNA of Rotaria sp. Silwood1, 6684 nucleotides long. The record is from the annotation of a GenBank genome assembly. Lineage: Eukaryota; Metazoa; Rotifera; Eurotatoria; Philodinida; Philodinidae.
AUGAAUACUAACGUUAACAAUGAUAAAACUUUAAAUAUAUCUGAACAAAAUAAAGAUGAAUCAUUACCAGAAGUUCAAAUUAAUCCUUUAACAUUAUUAAAUUCAAUAUCGCCAUUUAAACCUAUUGAUGAUAAUCAAGAAAAUAUACUUGAAUCAACAUGUAUCAAUAGAUCACAAUGUCAAACAAAUGAUGUCAGUGCAUCAUUAUCAGAUAAGUUUGAUCAACAAAAUACUAAAAAGCCAUCAUCAAUUACUCGUAUGGAUGAACAUUCGAUUGCUGCUUGGGUUAAAUCAACGACAGCAGAAUCGAUAACAUCACCUAUUGAAAGAUCACCAUCACUUCCAUCAACAAUAAUUGAACAAAUAGCAGCAUCAAGUCGUCGAACAUCCACUGUAUCAACUUUAUGUGAUCAACAGCAACAACAACAAUCAGUUACUUCGGAUACAAUGUCAUCGACAUUAUCACAAAAUCCAUCAAUAUCAACUGAGAUUCAACGUAGUUUUUCAUUUCCUACAACCGCUUUGCAUCAACACGACGAUGAACAGAUUCGUUUUAGUAGAGGCGAAGAAAAUGAGAAUGAAGGUUCUUCACAAUUUCUUCCCGCACCAGAAUCAGAAGACUCAGAAGUUGAUAAAAAAAUGAAAAACAUACCAUCCUUGGAAGAAUCCAUACAAUUCAACGCUCGAUCACCAAUUGAAGAACAAACAAAAAACUUGCCUAGUAUUUCAUUUGAUCCUUCUAUUUCGUUGAAAACUCAUCGUAAAUCAAUAUCAAAUCGAAAACGACAUAAUUCUUGGAAUGUAAAUAAAAAUAAACUUUACUUAUAUCAACGUUCACAAUCACAUCAACUAUCUAGUCAAUCACCAUUAUUGAAAUCUGAUAUAAAUCAGAAACAAUUUCUUACUAGUCCUUCAAUGCCAACUAAUGUUAAUAUUUCUCCUACUGGUAAUAGAACAAAUCAAUCAUCAAGUUUUUCGGAUAAUGUUUUUCUUUCAACAUCAACAACAAAUUCUCCUUCAUCAUCUAAUCAUUUAAAAUUAAUAAAUAAUUCAUCAAUAUGUUCUCAAUUUUUAUCUAUUCCAUCAUCGACAUCGAUGCUUUCAUCAGAUCGACUUACAUCAAAUAUAUCUGAUAUAUCUGGUAAAAGUGGUAUUGAAUCAUCAAAUUUAAGAACAAGUGCAUCCGAACCACCACUUACAGCUAGUAUUAUUGAAGAAGAAACACAUGAUAAAAAUAAUUUAUUUUUUUCUAAACAAAAACAAACAAGUUCACCAUCAACUGUAUCAUCAAGAACAGCAAGUACAGAAAAUUUACCAACAUCAUCAAGUGAAAAUGAAAUACAUAAUAUUCAUAAAAAACCAAAUGUGUCAAAUAAAACUGGAAAAUGUCAAAAAACACCAGCCAAUCAAAGAUUAGACGCAUUGAGACAAUUAAAAUGGUUACUUGAAAAAAGGUCAACAAUAAAUCCUCGAUUAAAUCUUGGACGUCGAAGACACCUUCAGGGAACAAUACCGAUUCGUUCAUCAUUUCGAUCAAAUAAUACUCUUAAUACGAUGACACAAUUUGAAUCAAAUCUAUCAAAUUCUUCUAAAACAUCAGUACAACUUUUCUCCAGUGCAAAUGAGAAUUCUAAUCAAGUGCAUUCGUUACCUGUCAAUUCUCAUCUUCAUACAUCAACAUCACCUUCACAAUCAUUUAUAUCACAUAUUGAUCCUCUAAGUCAAAGUUAUACUUCUGUAAUUAGUAUGCAUUCCGAUUCAAGUCUUAAUGGCACAUUAAUAAAUACGAAAUCUAAAACACAAAGUUCUGGUACUGGUACAAUAUCACUUACUUCUUCACUUCAUUUACAACGAAAUACUACAAUUAGUAAUAGUCAAUCUCAACGAAGACGAUUACUUCAACAUCGUCGUAAUCUUAGUGGUUUAGCUGCUGUUCAACGAGAUCGUAAAAAUUCAUCUACAAAAUCAAAUAGUAUUAAAAUAGAUGAACAUCAACAUGUAUUACAAACAUCACAACAACAAUCAACACCAUUAGUUCGUGAUACAAAAGCAAUACUUAAUGAACAUUUAAUAAUGAUAAAUAAUUUACUUUUAAAUUAUUCAUUUAAUGCUAGUAUACAAUAUCCAUCACAAAAUUCAUCUAUUCGAGAUUUUCUAUAUACACGUUUAAAUGAAUUAUCAUUAAAAAAUCCAAUGAAACAACGAUGUUCAAGAAUUGAAACAAAAGCUUUUAUUGAUUCAAUAACUAGUUAUCAAAUGAAUCGAUCUCAUCAUUAUAAAUAUUUAAUUAAUAGUAUUCGAGAUUUAUUAAAAUCAAAUAAUGAUCCUGUACGUUUAUCAACUUGUUCAAGUGAAACUGAUGAUGAUGAUGAUAUAAUAGAAACUAAAAAUAAUAUAGAUAAUAAUGAAUUAUUAAAUACUUCAGUAUUAUCCGUAACUCCUAUAGAAACAACAGAACAAACAAGUGAUAUAAAAUUUUUUAAAGAUCAUCCAUUACGUUUUUUUCGUACAUUAUCUGUUGAUUAUAUUCGUGAUUGUGAACAAACAGAAAAAGAUUUAACACAAAAAUUAUUUGAUAUAGCUGAUAAACAACAUAUACUUUAUUGUUUAAAACAUGUUGAUAGUGGUCAUACAAAUGAUUUAUUAGCUAUAUUUCAUCGUCGACUUGAUGCUAUUUGUGUUUGGUAUAAUUUAUAUUAUGAAUUAACAAUAUCCGUUAAAAAAUUAAGUGGUCUAUUACGUUGUAAUGAUUGUGAAGAUUGGCCAAAAUUACAUUUUCGUUCACUUGCAACUGAUCGUGAACGUAAAGCAAAACGUGCUGAUGAAAGUGAUGAUUAUACAAGUGAGAAUAGUAGUAAUGAAGAUGAUGAUGAGGAUGAUGAUGGUGAUACAAAAACAACAGAAGAAAGUGAAGUUACAAGCGAAUCAAAACAAAGUGUUAUUGAAAAAACAGAAGAUGGAGAUGAUACAGAUAUUAUGCCAAAAAUUUGUUGGUCUGAUGAACCACUCGAUCAAUUUUCAAAUCUAAAGAUAUCGGAUGAAUCAUCUCAUCCAACAACAAAUGCUACAACACAAAAAUUAGAUAGAACAGCUUGUUAUCGAAAUUUUGUUUAUUAUAUGGAUAAGCGAUCUUAUCAAGUAAAAUAUGAUGGUUUAGCUCGAACAUUAAUUGAACGUGUUGCACCAGUGUUAUUUAAAAUUCGUCUUGCUUUAUUACAAACAACAGAUCGACGUGAUAUUAAAAUUGAACAAGUACUUGCCGGUUUAUCUCUAUCUGAUUUUCAAUUAUCAGAUAUAAAUAAAACAGAUUCUAAAACUACUCAAAAUACAGAUGAUAUUGAUGAUAAAUUAGUUGAUACAGAUAAUCCAGUUACAGAUGAUAAUAUAACAAAUAUAAAUAUAGGUGAAUUAACUAUUGAAAAAUGGUUACAUCAUGUAUUAAAAUCAUGUUCAACAAUAAAAAUUAUAUGUACACAUACAGAUGAUAUAUUAAAACAAAAUUGGCUUGAAUUACAUGAACAAUUAGGUUUACCAUCACUAUUACCUUUAUAUUUUUUUAUAAUUAAUGUUUUACUUGAUGUUAUGAACGAAUGUUUAACUCUUUAUAAUAAACCAUAUAUGAAUAAUGAUAUUAUUGAAAUAGAUCCACUUUGUCGACAACAACUUGUUCGUGAAGCAAAACUUGUUUUAAGAGAUGCAUUAGCUACACGUUUAUAUAGUGUUCGUAUGAUGGAACAAUUCAUUUCUAAUCGUAAAAUUGCUUAUGAACUAACUGAAUUCGAUGAAAAAACAGUUAAUCUAUAUAUGCAUUAUAAACAAUUUUUAAGUACAGUUUCUAUUAAUCGAACAUAUGAUAUUAAUAAUGAUAGUCAUCAAAUUGCACUCAAUGACGCUGAUAAAGAAUAUUAUUAUUAUGUUGAUGAAGAAACAUCAGAAUUAAUAAAAGAAUAUUAUUUUGCUCGAGAUCUUACAUUAACAUUAGGCAAUCGAGAUUUAAUUCAUGCAUUAGGAUUUCAAUUUAAUGAUCUUGUAAGAGGUAUAUUAGCACAAUUGAAAGAAGAAUUAUAUGAAACAACAGAAACAUAUUAUCAAGUAUUUGCAGCUGAUACAACUAAUACAUCAAAUACUAGUGAUGGACUUUAUUCAGCUGAAAUCAUAUCAGAAUAUACAAAACCACCUUAUUUUCACUCAUCAGUCAGUGUUCCAGGUGACUUUGCUCACGCAGAAUUUUCAAUGAGCGACGCAGGAGCAUCUUUUUCUGAACAGAAAAAAUGUGAAAUAAUCAAUAGUACACGUGAAUUUCGUCGAAGUUUUGAUACAAUUAAACAACGAACAAUACGUAUUUGUUCAUUGGGUAAAACUCUCAUUGAUGAUUUUUCAAUUGCAGCAGAAUUUAAAUGUCAUAAUUAUCAUGAUCUAUGGCAUGAGCUUCGACAUCAUAACUAUGCACAAGUCAAACUUCAUUUAGACAUAAGUAGUUCAGAUGAUUUCGAUAGUUUUUAUUUAUUUGUUCCUCCAUGGUUAACAACAGAUAAAAAUCAAGUCGAAAAAUUACUUAAUCUCAUUUGUAGUCAACAAUUACCAUCAGAUGAAUUAACAAAAUCAAAUAAAGAUAUUAAACCGUCAUAUAUGAUAUAUAUACCAAAGAAAACUUCUCAUUUAUAUAAUACACAUUGGACCGGUGAUAUUGUUCUUAUUCGAGCAAGUGAAAGUACACAAUUAGCAUUGAAUUCAACUGAAUUAGCAUGUCUUCAUUUGGUUGUUACACGAUCUGAUCAUUGGCAACAAGCUGUUGAUUUAUUUCAAUUUCAUGCUGGAUCAAAUAAUAAUAUUCAAUUUGUUAAAAAAUUAGCUCGUGAUGAAGAUAUACGUUUAACAUUCGAUCAAUUACCUGAAUUUAUUGAUAAAUUGAGUAAUCAAUUAACGCAUCUUGUUCGUAUACUUAAUGCUAUAUGGGAUCAAGAUUCCAUUAAAAUUUUUCUCACUGAAAUAGUUAAAUUUGAUGAACGAGAAUUACGUACAAUUGAAUCAAAAUUACUUGAUCUUGUUUUAUAUGUAUAUAAUUCAGGUUUUGAAUUAUUUCGUCUUUUAUAUGAUCUUUUACCUCCAAUGUCAAUAAAUGAUGAUAAAAUAUUAAAAAAAUUUGUUAGUAUAAUGAAUGAAUUUUUUUGUGAAUGGUGUAAAUGUGUUACAAAAAAAUUUAAAUACACAUCAACACAACAAGCUAGUACAGCAAAAUAUAAAGUUCUUAGACCAAGAUGGUUUUCACCUGGAAUGAUUUUUCUUGGUUUUUUGGCUAAACCUCCUCAUUUACAAUUAUUAACUGAAGAUGAAUAUAAAAAAUUAAUGACAGAAAUGCCAGUUGCAUUGAAGGCAUUACGUGGAAAUACAUUGGAUAAUCGAGAUUUAUCUAUAACAAAAGCACGUUCAAAUAGUGCAUCAUCAAUACCAACAAUUCCUAUUCGACAACAUAAUCGAUCGAGUGGACAUCGACGUUUUGAUAGUAGUGGUGGUAUUAUUGAAUUAUUAACAUUACCAUUUGUUAAUUCAAUUGAACGUAUUCAACAAAGUAUAGAAAAACGUGAACAAGAAUUACAACAAAAACUUCGUGAACGUAAACAAAUUGGUCAAAUAUUUAAUAGUAAUAAUACGACAACAGCAAGUGGUACUACAUUAGAUCCUGUUAUAUCAUUAAAAACACGUAAUAUUGAUUUUCCUUGGCGUCGUGGUACACGUAUUGGACAAGGUGGUGCUGGUGUUGCAUUUCGUGCUAUAAAUUGUUCAAAUGGUUCAAUUGUAUGUAUGAAAGAAAUACAAUUAUCAUCUAUAGCAUCUCGUUCAUUACCAAAUACAUAUCCUGAAAAAUUACGACGUAUUGCAGCAGAAAUUGAAAUGAUUAUGUCUAUUAAUCAUCCUAAUAUUGUACGAUAUUUUGGUAUAGAAAAAUAUAAGAGAACAAUUUAUAUUUGUAUGGAAUAUUGUUUAUCAACAGUCAAUGAAUUUUUAAAUGAUAUUCGUGCAUUUCAAAAACGUGCACAUAAUAGAAAAUCGAAUAGUGGUUUAUGGAGUGAUUCAAGUGAUCAAGAUGAUGAAAUGAAUACAGAUAAUGCUCAUUUAGCUCCAUCACUUGAUGUCAAUGAACUUGUUCGAGGUUUUGUCAAACAACUUUUACAAGCAUUAUUAGCUUUACAUGAACAUUGUAUUGUUCAUUGUGAUGUUAAAGGUGAUAAUAUAUUUAUUGCAAAUCAAAAUGGACAUUACAUUGUGAAAUUAGGUGAUUUUAAUUUAUCUCAUCGAUUGGAAUUAGAAUCACGUUCACCAAAUGAUAGUGACUCACGUAGUACACAAUUUGGCACUUUGUAUUUUAAACCACCUGAACCAGAAUAUGUUUAUCAAUCUGAUAUUUGGGCAUUGGGUUGUACUGUCAUUGAAAUGCUUACUGGCAAAUUACCUUGGACAAAUGUAACACGACCACCUGAAGAACGUAUUUAUAUUCAAAAUCAAUUAUUAGCUAAAAAAGGUCCACCUAUUCCAGAUGAAUUAAAAACAGAACAUGAAGCAUAUGAUUUUAUUCAAUUAUGUUUAACACCUGAUGUUAAUCAACGACCAUUAGCUAAAGCAUUACUUGAUCAUCCAUAUCCUCGUGUUCGAACAGGUAAAAAUUUUAUUAGUUUUUUUGUUUGA